Molecule: messenger RNA, 3748 nt
Organism: Scleropages formosus (Asian bonytongue)
Lineage: Eukaryota; Metazoa; Chordata; Actinopteri; Osteoglossiformes; Osteoglossidae
Product: frizzled-1-like
Exons: 1
Coding region: 300-1943 (547 amino acids)
Biological process (GO): non-canonical Wnt signaling pathway; canonical Wnt signaling pathway
Cellular component (GO): plasma membrane
Molecular function (GO): Wnt receptor activity; Wnt-protein binding
Source: RefSeq, a predicted model, not a curated record
GGGGCGGGUCUGGAAGCGGCUCUCGAGUCGAGGGCAGGAGAGACACGGACGAUCGGAGCUGCGGGGCUGCGGGGCUGCGGACAGCCGCCCGUCAUCUGCUGCUCUGCCUUCAAUCCGUCUUUCCGCCGGGAUGCUGCAUGCGGACUAACACGGUUUGCCCGGGGUUCGUGUCUGAGAAAGUCUCCAGCCAGGAGCUCAGAGCCCGUGGUGGAGGAGCAGCGAGGAGGACUGGAAGGUGCUGGAGCUGGAGCUGGAGGAUCCGGCUCGAGGAGCACUGAGGUGAAGGAGGGAGGAGGACCAUGGCCGGAGCUCCCGGGGAUGCCCUCAUGCUCGUCUCCGUGGCGAUGGUCGCGCUCUGGGCCGUGAGCGCGCAGCACGCCGACCGGGGCAUGUCGGUCCCGGAGCACGGCUUCUGCCAGCCCAUCUCGAUCCCGCUGUGCACGGACAUCGCCUACAACGAGACCAUCAUGCCCAACCUGCUGGGACACACGAACCAGGAGGACGCGGGCCUCGAGGUGCACCAGUUCUACCCGCUGGUCAAGGUGCAGUGCUCGCCGGACCUCAAGUUCUUCCUGUGCUCCAUGUACGCGCCCGUGUGCACGGUGCUGGAGCAGGCGCUGCCGCCCUGCCGGUCCCUGUGCGAGCGCGCCCGCCAAGGGUGCGAGGCGCUCAUGAACAAGUUCGGCUUCCAGUGGCCGGACAGCCUGGCGUGCGAGAGGUUCCCGGUGCACGGUGCCGAAGAGCUCUGCGUGGGCCAGAACAACUCGGAGAGGAACGUCCCGGCGGACCCGACGCCGGACGUCACGGAGCCGCCGUACCCCGAGGGCAGUUCCGGCGGGCACUUCCGUUGUCCGGCGGCCCUGAGGGUGCCCCCUUACCUCAACUACCGCUUCCUGGGGGAGGAGGACUGUGCGGCGCCGUGCGAGCCCUCAAAGCCCCACGGUGUGAUGUACUUCAGCCAAGAGGAGCUCAAGUUCGCCCGGAUCUGGAUCGGAAUCUGGUCGGUGCUGUGCUGCGCCUCCACCCUCUUCACGGUGCUCACCUACCUGGUGGACAUGAAGAGGUUCAGCUACCCUGAGCGGCCCAUCAUCUUCCUGUCCGGCUGCUACACCAUGGUCUCCAUCGCCUACGUGGCGGGCUUCCUGCUCGAAGACAGGGUGGCGUGCAACGAGCGGUUCGAGAACGAGGCACGCACCGUGGUGCAGGGCACCAAGAAGGAGGGCUGCACCAUCCUCUUCAUGAUGCUCUAUUUCUUCAGCAUGGCCAGCUCCAUCUGGUGGGUGAUCCUGUCGCUCACCUGGUUCCUGGCGGCGGGCAUGAAGUGGGGCCACGAGGCCAUCGAGGCCAACUCGCAGUACUUCCACCUGGCGGCGUGGGCCGUGCCGGCCGUGAAGACCAUCACGGUGCUGGCGGUGGGCCAGGUGGACGGAGACACGCUCAGCGGCGUCUGCUUCGUGGGCCUUAGCAGCGUGGAUGCUUUGCGUGGCUUCGUGUUGGCGCCGCUCUUCCUCUACCUCUCCAUCGGCACGUCCUUCCUGCUGGCCGGCUUCGUGUCGCUCUUCCGCAUCCGCACCAUCAUGAAGCACGACGGCACCAAGACGGAGAAGCUCGAGAAGCUCAUGGUGCGCAUCGGCGUCUUCAGCGUGCUCUACACGGUGCCCGCCACCAUCGUCGUCGCCUGCUACUUCUACGAGCAGGCCUUCCGCGAGCAGUGGGAGUGGACCUGGGUGAGCAGGUCCUGCAAGACGUACACGGUGCCCUGUCCGCCGCAGCGCCACCCGCAGGCCGCCCCAGACUUCACGGUCUUCAUGAUCAAAUACCUCAUGACCCUCAUCGUGGGCAUCACCUCGGGCUUCUGGAUCUGGUCCGGCAAGACGCUCAACUCCUGGAGGAGGUUCUACAGGAGACUGACCAAUAGCAAACAGGGUGAGACGACGGUGUGACUUUGGCGCAGCAGCGCCCCCUUCAGAGCCCAAAGACAAACGCUGUUUUUCGACUGGCUGUACAACCGUCGAGUCGAGCUCCUCGCUGUGCUCUUGUACAUAAGCAUUUGUGAAAUUUUUUGUAACUAUAUAUUUGUAUUUAAAAAGCAUACGUUUGCUGUUUUUUAAAUUGUUUCACACGUUUUUGACAAAAGGGGCACUUUUUUUAUUGGAGCGUAGCUCAUGCAUUUCAAAGCCGGUGCUUGCAGCGCGGUCUGCUGGUCGCACCCUUUACCUCGGCCCUUCGGAGAAGACGACACCCCGUUGGGCGCUAACACUGUCUCGUGGUUUUUUGUGCUCGAGAGGGAGUCUGAUUUAUCUUCCCUUAAAUACAGUACAUUGUUUUUUUAAGACCUUAAAACUGAAUGUUGUUUCGGGCGCAGUCUGUGGAUCUGUUCUUUUUUAGCUUUUGGUUUCCUUCAUUCCAUUUGUUGAUUGAGUGAAUGAGGUUUGAGGGAAAGGCUUUUAGAAGAAAAGACUGUAUGUCAAGAUGAAAGCGGAGACUCGGGGGUCAGGGGUCAUUCGGAUGGAGCAGGGAGCUCCCGGAACGUUCUGUGGGUAAGAGAAACGGCCUCCGCUGGGACAUUUGGCUUAAACCCGCGUCUUCAGCGUUGUGACCAUGGGCUGAGUGCAUUUUCAUUUCGUUGACCCGCACGGCGGGCGGGGGUGUGGAGAAGCGGAGCUGGGGACAGGUGGACUCUAAUCGUGGGUCGCAAGACUUAAAACCCCAUGGAAGUGAGUUCAGGUGCCAGGAGGAAACACUCCUGUAUCCCCUUAUUUACCGAAUGUAAACUUUUCAUCUCUAAUGUAUUUUUGAACGACUUAUUUUCGGUUGGACUGCAAACUGUUUGCGGCUGCGUCCUCGGAGACGCCGCCGUGCCCACCAGGAAGGGGAUGAUCGCGUUAAUGAGUACGAAAAGGUCGCCCAGGGUUUAUUUUCGCUUUUGCUUUAAUGAUGGUGGGGGAACCCCCCCCGCCCCCGAGCCCUUUACGUCUGGGUCCUCGGGGGCCUUCAGGGUGGACGCGAGGCCGGGGGGGCGCUGUGUGCCAGGUGAGCCGCUGGCCGUCGGCUGGAGCCCCACGGGGGGCCCUGACACCAUUGGACCAGCGCCCCCUCCAGGGUUCAUGGUGUCCAACGCUCACUGUGCUCAGUGUCGUCAAACACUAAAUGCCUUUUUAUGUCUUCAUUUCUACAGAAGUCACACAAAAACUUCUCCUGGUCCUUCCGUCUUCUUUUGAUGCACAGCAGUCUUUGCUCCAGUGCAUGAUUUUAAAGAAUAUUUAGUCUUCAAAACACUAAAAAGUUGUAUUAAACAUUGCUUUGUCACUCCAUUGAAACCCCUUUUCAUUCAUUUAUUGGUUUUCUUAUCAAAGAAUCUUUUAUAUUUAUAGAAAAACUGGUUUAUAAAUUCCGUAUUCAUUUUGUCUAAGAAUAAAAAUGGCCCAUUUUGUACGAAACGGCUCAUUUAGAACAUGUCUGAUUUAUUGCAGUGCCUUUAAAGCUUUCAAUCUUAGUUGCAUAAAAGAUUCUGCUUUGGGAUUUUAUUUUGGGAUUUAAGUGUUUGCUUUGUUGCUCCGGUGUGUGUUUUAUCCCGCCAACCCCGAGGAACAAUAUUUAUUCACGGGGAGAAGAAUAAGUCCAGACAUUGCACACUGACAUUAAUGUUCGUGCACCUGGUCGACACCAACCUCCGGUCCGACGUCCCUCAUCGCAAAUGUUCGGGGAUCAAUAAAAAUAUGAAAUGUUUCGCUUUUAAAAGCUCGAG